Papilio machaon (common yellow swallowtail) is the source of this 646-nucleotide messenger RNA. Its product is annotated as larval cuticle protein A3A. The record is from RefSeq and is a predicted model, not a curated record. The coding region runs from base 84 to 644 and encodes 186 amino acids. Gene Ontology annotation, cellular component: extracellular matrix. NCBI's taxonomy places the organism in Eukaryota, Metazoa, Arthropoda, Insecta, Lepidoptera, Papilionidae. The transcript is spliced from 2 exons.
UGAGCCCCAGCGUCUCGUAUAAAAGCUCCUUACGGUCCUCAUCAGAUAUCAUUCGAGAUCCUCAAGCAACACACGCUUAUACAAUGGCAUUCAAGUUCGUGAUCCUCGCCUGCCUGGUGGCGGCCGCCAGCGCUGGCUUACUCCCAGCUGCUCCCGUCGCAUACUCCGCCGCCCCCGUCUACCACUCAGCCCCCAUAGUCCACGCCGCGCCCCUGGCCUACGCCGCGCCUGUCGCUAAGGUCGCUAAAGUAGCCGUCGAGGAGUACGACCCCCACCCACAGUACAACUUCGCUUACGACGUGCAGGACAGUCUCACCGGCGACUCCAAGUCCCAGCAUGAGACCCGCGACGGUGAUGUCGUCCAGGGAUCCUACUCUGUGGUCGACCCUGACGGCACCAGACGUACCGUUGACUACACCGCCGAUCCCCACAACGGCUUCAACGCCGUCGUCCGCAAGGAAGCUCUCGGUGUGAAGGUGGCAGCUGUUGCGCCCGUUGCUAAAAUCGCCGCGCCCGUCGCGUACGCCGCUCCCGUCGCCAAAAUCGCCACCCCCUACACAUACGCGUCCGCUCCCCUGGUGCACUCCGCGCCAGUAGUGCACGCCGCCCCCGCGUACUACUCCGCUCCCCUCUACCACCACUGAAC